AUGGUCAGAAAGUUAAAGCAUCAUGAGCAGAAACUGCUGAAGAAAGUGGAUUUCUUGGACUGGAAACAGGACCAAGGUCAUCGUGAUACGCAGGUUAUGCGUACGUAUCACAUCCAAAAUCGGGAAGAUUAUCACAAGUACAAUAAAAUUUGCGGGAAUGUGCGUCGACUGGCGCAUAAGCUGUCGCUGUUGCCUCCAUCAGACGGGUUUCGUAUCAAGCACGAGGGCCUUCUGCUUGAAAAACUGUACGCAAUGGGCAUCUUGGCUACCAAGUCGAAAAUCUCAGAUCUGGAAAACAAAGUUACCGUUAGUGCCAUUUGUAGGAGACGUUUGCCCGUGAUCAUGCAUCGUAUGAAAAUGGCAGAGACGAUAUCAGACGCUGUCAAAUUCAUCGAACAAGGCCACGUCAGGGUAGGGCCACAUUUGAUAUCAGAUCCGGCAUAUCUUGUCACCAGGAACAUGGAAGACUAUGUCACAUGGGUGGAUAGUUCGAAGAUCAGAAAGACGAUUCUGAGAUACAGAAACCAAAUUGACGACUUUGAUUAUGCAUAG
This is a messenger RNA of Lachancea mirantina, 552 nucleotides long. The record is from the annotation of a GenBank genome assembly. NCBI's taxonomy places the organism in Eukaryota, Fungi, Ascomycota, Saccharomycetes, Saccharomycetales, Saccharomycetaceae.